GAGAGAGAGAGAGAGGAAAAAAAAAAAGAAGGAAAACCCCGAGGUUACGAUGGAUGCUGAGAUGUCGGCUGGUUCCAAAGCGAGGGUUUCGUCAUCCCCUCUUCUCCCCUCCUUUCUCUGAUCGAUCAGCUCCUCCUCGGAUCUUCAAUUCCAUCGUUUUUUUCUGGUAAGUACUUUAUUUGUCGCUAUCGAAUCCUUUCCCAGUCGAAUUUCCGCAAAAUUUGCGUUUUUGCCCUGUCGGAUUCGCCGGAAUCGGAGGAAACCCUAGAUCUCGUCAAAAAAUCUUUAAUUUUUCAGUCGGAGUUGGAGAUCUGUUAGGGUUUUUGGCUGGAUCUUGGUGGAAUAGGGAAGGAGGUUCCUGGAUUGGGCCGGUGUCAGCUAGAUUCGGUAAUCGCUGUGAUCUCUCUUUAAGGGGUUUGGAAAUGGGUAAAUCAGUGGUUCGGUAAAUUUUGGGGAUUUCUUCAGUUCCGACCGUUGGGGAGAAGAGGAAUUUUAGCUUAGGUGGUGGGUGUUUUUUGGGAUCCGAUGGCAUCUCCUCCUCCGUUCCAGGCGGAGGACCAGACGGACGAGGAUUUCUUCGACAAGCUCGCGGAUGAUGAGUUUACGAUCGAUGGAUCUCAGUCCAGGGCUCCGGAUAUGGCGAAAGAUUUGUCUAAUCUCAGCCUAGGUGACGUUGGUACCUCGUUGGAGGAUUCGGGAGAGGCUGGGCUUGCCUCCGAAGUGGAAGACCGGCAGGAAAACAGGACCUUGAAGUCUUCUUGGGCUGCCAAAAAGGACAGCUUGGAUGCAGAAGGGAGCAUGCUUUCUGAUUCUUCUGAUGAUAAGGCAGUCCGAUCGGACAGUUCUGCGGAGCCUGCUACUGAGAUUGGUUCGCAAGGUUCAUCGACGAUGAAGAGUGGUGGAUCAAAGGGGACCAGUGUGAAAGAGGUGCAGUGGAGCGCUUUCAGUGUCAGCUCGCAGCAAUUUGACAAUGGAGGGUUUGAACCCUAUUCCAACUUCUUAACUGAGAACGCUGAUGGGUCUGCUAAUAAGCUGAAAGCUGAUGCUGACCCGAAUUCUAGUUUCAUAAGAAACACGGAUGAAAAUCUAAAUACAUAUGUUGGUUACUCUGAACAACAAGGCACCCAAUUCUAUAGCUCAGGUAACGAGCAGAUGGCAGAUGGAAAUGAUGCACAGUAUUGGGAAAGCCUUUACCCAGGUUGGAAGUACGACCCAGGUACUGGGCAGUGGUAUCAAGUGGAUGGUUAUGAUACAGGCAUCACUGGACAAAUGGACAGCUAUAAUGCAGCGAGUGUAGCCCAAGAGAGCUUUGAAGAGAAAGCUGCUACUGUUGCUGAUGGGCCUAUUCUUGAGGGAUCCAAUGUUUCUUAUCUGCAGCAAAGUGCUCAGUCAGUGUUGGAGACCAUAGCAGAGGAUAGUACAUUGAGUAGUGUUUCUAACUGGAAUCAAGUUUCUCAGGAGAGUACAGAAUUCCCAUCUAAUAUGGUGUUUGAUCCUCAAUACCCAGGAUGGUAUUAUGACACAAACACUCAACAGUGGUAUACCCUUGAGUCAUAUACUCAGACCACACAGAUAGCAUCUAGUACAGUUCAGGAUGAGGUGACUCGAGUUGUGCAUUCCUCAGCUGGUUUCUCAGAACAAAACCAAAGUUUAUAUGAUGAAGUUGGCCAAUCCGGCCAAUACUCCGUUUGGAGCCAGGGCAGCCAAGAUUUUGGAGGAGUUUGGAAUUCUUCCACAAGUAACUACAUGCAACAGAGUAUGUGGCAGCCUGAAACAGUUUCUGAUAAUAAACACAUUGGAGAUUUCCCUGGAAAUCAGCAGUUGAGGAGCUUUUACAGUUCAACAGGGCAUGCAGGAAGUCAAACAGAUCAACAAGCAGGUCUCAAGACCUUUGAGCCCUCUGUAGAUCAUAACUAUGUCAGAAGUAAUGGUGUGGCCAGGUCUCAGGGCUUUGUUCCUCACGAAAGCACAUACCAGUUUAAUCAGCCAAAGGGGGAGCAGGGCCUGCAGUCACAUUUAUCUAACAGUUAUUAUGGCAGUCAGAGCUCAAUAGACUAUUCUCAGCAACCAUUUCAGGGUGCUAAUGCGUCUUAUUCUCAGUUCUCUUACACUCCUCAUGAAGGGAGAUCAUCAGCUGGACGUCCUGCACAUGCAUUGGUUACCUUUGGAUUUGGUGGGAAACUCAUAAUCAUGAAAGAUGCCAACUCUUUUGGCACAAUUGAUUAUGGAAGCCAGGGCACUGCUGCUGGAGCAGUCUCAGUUCUAAACUUAGCAGAAGUUGUCAUGGAUAAAACUGAUGCAUUCAGCACCAUUAGUGGUGGUGCCUUUGGUUACUUGCAUUCUUUAUGCCAACAAUCCUUUCCUGGUCCGCUUGUUGGUGGGAAUGCUGCAACAAAGGAUAUAAACAAAUGGAUCGAUGAGAGGAUUGCGAGUUGUGAAUCUCCUGGCAUGGUCUUCCAGAAAGGCGAACUUCUGAGAUUACUUCUUUCAUUACUGAAAAUAUCAUGUCAACAUUAUGGAAAACUUCGAUCUCCUUUUGGAUCUGAUCCUUCACUAGAGGAAACUGAUGGUCCAGAAAUGGCAGUCACUAAGCUUUUCGCAUCUGCUAAAAAGAAUAGUGUUCAGUCAAGGGAGUAUGGGUCCUUCAUACAUUGUAUGCGAAAUCUUCCUUCUGAGGGACAGAUCCGGGCAACUGCCGUUGAAGUACAAAACCUUCUUGUUUCUGGUAGAAGGAAAGAGGCCCUCCAAUGUGCACAAGAAGGUCAGUUGUGGGGCCCUGCACUUGUUCUUGCAGCACAGCUUGGUGAGAAGUUUUAUGUUGAUACUGUGAAGAAAAUGGCACAUCAACAGUUUGUAUCUGGAUCACCUUUACGUACAUUAUGCCUACUUAUUGCUGGACAACCUGCAGAUGUUUUUUCUGGGGGAAGCUCCUCCAGUAGUUUGUCUGGUGCUGCAAAUAUAUAUCAACAACCUGCUGAGACUCAGGCCUCUGGCAUGUUGGAUGACUGGGAAGAGAAUUUGGCCAUAAUAACUGCAAAUAGGACAAAGGAUGAUGAACUAGUAAUAAUUCAUCUUGGUGAUUGCUUGUGGAAGGAGAGAGGAGAGGUAACUGCUGCACAUACCUGCUAUCUGGUUGCGGAGGCAAACUUUGAGUCAUAUUCUGACAGUGCAAGACUCUGUCUUAUUGGUGCUGACCACUGGAAAUGUCCUCGAACUUAUGCCUGUCCGGAAGCCAUUCAGAGGACAGAGUUAUAUGAAUAUUCAAAGGUGCUUGGAAACUCACAGUUUAUCCUGCUACCUUUUCAACCAUACAAAUUAAUCUAUGCCUACAUGCUGGCUGACAUGGGGAAGGUUCCCGAGUCAUUGAGGUACUGUCAAGCAUCUUUAAAGUUGCUGAAAAAUUCUGGUCGUACUCCUGAAGUUGAAAUGUGGAAAUCAUUGUUAUCAUCCCUGGAGGAGCGGUUGAAAACCCACCAGCAGAGUGGAUACAGCACAAACUUGGCCCCAGCAAAACUCGUAGGUAAAUUGAUUACCUCCCUUGAUAGAUCUCUUCACCGCAUGAUGGGUGCACCACCACCACCUCUGCCACCAAUGUCACAAAGCAGUGUAAAUGAUAAAGAAAUCUUCUCUGGGGUCCCAAAAGUAGCAAAUAGUCAAUCAACAAUGGCAAUGUCAUCAUUAAUUCCAUCAGCUUCAGUGGAGGCCAUGAGUGAGUGGACAAGUGAUAGUGGUAGGAAGAGUAUGCACAACAGAAGUAUUUCAGAGCCAAAUUUUGGUAGAAGCCCUAAACAGAACUCAUCAAAGGAUGCAGGCUCAGAUAGUCCUCAAAGCAAAGCGUCAGAAUCAGGGGGAUCUCGCUUUGGGCGUAUUGGCUCAAAUCUUCUCCAGAAAACUAUGGGUUGGGUCUCAAGAACCCACCGCCAGGCAAAACUGGGUGAACGAAACAAGUUCUAUUAUGAUGAGAAACUUAAGAGAUGGGUCGAGGAAGGUGUUGAGCCUCCAGCUGUGGAAGCUGCCCUACCACCACCUCCAACAGUGGCAUCAUUCCAGAAUGGUUUGCCAGAUUACAACAUAAACAAUGCCUUCAAAGGUAGCGAAAGUCCUGCUGCUAAUGGUUGGCCAGAGGUGAAAUCCUCAAUCCCCACAGAACAUAGUUCCGGAAUCCCACCCAUUCCACCCAGCCAGAACCAGUUCUCAGCUCGUGGUAGAAUGGGGCUUCGAUCGAGAUAUGUUGAUACGUUCAAUAAGGGUGGUGGAACUUUGACAAACUCAUUCCAGUCACCUUCAGCUCCAUCUCUGAAGCCGGCAGCUGGUGCCAAAUUUUUCAUCCCUACCGCACCUGCAACAUCUGAUGAGCCAAAAACUGAAACAAUAGCAGAAAGCAGCCAAGAAGCCGCCCUUCAUGAAGAACCAUCUACAUCAGUUCUAAAAGAAGCAUCAUUUUCUUCGCCAUCAACCAUGCAGCGGUUUCCAAGCAUGGACCAUAUUACUCCUGGAAACAAGGGUUCCGAGGCAGCAUUCCGAGGUGGCAAUGGCCCCUUAUCACGGACGCGUGCAGCAUCAUGGAGCGGAACUUUUACAAACGCAUCCAAUUCUAACAUGGCUGAAAUAAAGCCGAUAGAUGGUGGACAGAGUGUGCCAUCAAUACUCACGCCCAGCAACGCUUCGCAUUCCCGUUCGGGCAGCAGCUCAUCUGUACGGCAUAAUGGUGUUUCUCUGGGCGAUGACCUUCAUGAGGUGGAACUCUGAUGCGUGAUAUUUUAUGCCAUGUUUGCAGUGGUCAAAACGCUACUACCCUCCCAAAAAACAGUGGGUAGGGUUCUACGGAAUUAUCUUGAGAAUUAUACUGCUUGAUGAAAUGCUCCACCCAAAAUGUUUCUGUACUACAGUCCAGAUUUUGGAUACCUGGCAUAUGUAUUCCUAAUGUGAAACUGGUGUCCUUUUACAUGAAAACAUGUGGAUGCCGUUGUACAGAUAAUUUGUUGAUUUAUUGAAGAUAGAAAUCCCAUAUUGUUCUUAAGAAGGGGCAUACAAAAAGAAAUCUUA
Messenger RNA from Phoenix dactylifera (date palm), 5046 nucleotides. NCBI's taxonomy places the organism in Eukaryota, Viridiplantae, Streptophyta, Magnoliopsida, Arecales, Arecaceae. The record is from RefSeq and is a predicted model, not a curated record.